UGUAGUAUAACAAUCAGUAUAUAUAUUCAGCAAUCGGAUUCAGACCUACGUUUUGAGCGGACAAAAUGCACGUCUGUAUUUUAAUAGCAUUAGCCUUUGCGGCUGUUACAGCCGUGCCGACCAAUCCCCAAAGGAUUAUAGGUGGCUCGUUAACAACUAUUCAGGCAUAUCCAUCCAUGGCCGCUCUGCUUUACACACCUGAUUGGAACAAUUUCUUCCAAUCCUGUGGUGGCACCAUCAUAAACAACAGAUCUAUUUUGACAGCUGCUCACUGCGUCCAUGGUGAUGCAGUUGGCAAAUGGCGUGCUCGCGUGGGAUCCAGUUUCGCGAGUAGUGGUGGUGUUGUUCAUAACACAGCUAGUAUCAUCAUUCACCCGAACUUCAAUAAUAGCACCAGAAACAGUGACAUUGCCAUCUUGAGGGUCACUCCCACAUUCACAUUUAGCAAUGCCAUCCAGCCCGCGUUAGUAGCUGGCCCCAACUAUAACAUUGUUGAUUGGAAUGUUGUCUGGGCCGCGGGUUGGGGUAGAAUUUCACCAAGUGGUCCUCAAUCUGAGCAGCUUCGACACGUUCAAUUUUGGGUUGUGAACCAGGCUGCCUGCAGUGCCCGAUAUGGUUUCAUCGGUAUGUCUGUCACCGCUAACAUGGUGUGUACUGGCUUGCUUGAUAUUGGCGGUCGCGACACAUGCGCUGGUGACUCCGGCGGUCCUAUCUACCACAAUAAUGUUGUCGUCGGUGUCUGCUCAUUCGGUAUUCAAUGCGGUUCCGCCGAGUUCCCCGGUGUCAAUACACGAGUCUCCAGCUUCAGUAACUGGGUCCAAAGCAAUGCAUAAUGUUAAAAGAAGGAUAAAUGAUUUCGAACUUA
Trichoplusia ni (cabbage looper) is the source of this 865-nucleotide messenger RNA. RefSeq names its product trypsin, alkaline A-like. Gene Ontology annotation, biological process: proteolysis. Gene Ontology annotation, molecular function: serine-type endopeptidase activity. The coding region runs from base 66 to 833 and encodes 255 amino acids. NCBI's taxonomy places the organism in Eukaryota, Metazoa, Arthropoda, Insecta, Lepidoptera, Noctuidae. The record is from RefSeq and is a predicted model, not a curated record. The transcript has 4 exons.